This is a messenger RNA of Hippocampus zosterae (dwarf seahorse), 4361 nucleotides long. RefSeq names its product cyclin-dependent kinase-like 5. NCBI's taxonomy places the organism in Eukaryota, Metazoa, Chordata, Actinopteri, Syngnathiformes, Syngnathidae. The record is from RefSeq and is a predicted model, not a curated record. Gene Ontology annotation, cellular component: nucleus; dendrite cytoplasm. Gene Ontology annotation, biological process: regulation of dendrite development; positive regulation of axon extension; protein phosphorylation. Gene Ontology annotation, molecular function: protein kinase activity; ATP binding. The coding region runs from base 291 to 3161 and encodes 956 amino acids. The transcript is spliced from 18 exons.
CACUCAAAGACGUUGCCUAGACGACAGGUAGCUAGCAGCUUGUCAAAAGCGCACUUUAGCCAGACAGUCGGUGGAUUGGAAGCUGACCGCUUGAUAGGGACACAGCUACUCCGUCAACGGGUGGAUGGACGGGCCCACUUUCAACAUUUACUUCGUCGACAUUGACCGAGUGACGGCCAUGCGGCGAGGGGCGCUGCACUCGACGGGAGCCAGCAGCUGGCCACGCCCCUCCUCUGCCCGAGUGCCGUGAGCCUUUGACUCCGUAAAGACCAGGUGACAUCGGUGAUGUCAUGAAUAAAUUUGAGGUCCUUGGGAUUGUGGGUGAAGGUGCCUAUGGAGUCGUUCUCAAGUGCAGACACAAGGACACCAACGAAAUUGUGGCGAUAAAGAAAUUCAAAGACAGCGAAGAAAAUGAGGAGGUCAAAGAAACGACACUGCGGGAGCUCAAGAUGCUGCGCACGCUCAAGCAGGAGAACAUCGUGGAGCUCAAAGAGGCGUUCCGGCGGCGAGGGAAGCUCUACCUGGUCUUUGAGUACGUGGAGAAGAACAUGCUGGAGCUGCUGGAGGAGCUGCCCAACGGCGUGCCCGCCGAGAAGGCACGCAGCUACAUCUAUCAGCUGAUCAAGGCCAUCCACUGGUGCCACAAGCAUGACAUCGUUCACCGGGACAUCAAGCCGGAGAACCUUCUCAUCAGCUCUGACGACAUCCUCAAGUUGUGCGAUUUUGGCUUCGCACGGAAUCUUUCCGAGGGAACGGACGCCAACUACACAGAGUACGUGGCCACGAGGUGGUACCGCUCUCCGGAGCUCCUGCUUGGGGCUCCUUACGGCAAGGCGGUGGACAUGUGGUCGGUGGGCUGCAUCCUGGGAGAGCUGAGCGAUGGACAGCCUCUCUUCCCGGGCGAGAGCGAGAUCGACCAGCUCUUCACCAUCCAGAAAGUUCUGGGACCACUUCCUCCGGAGCAGAUGAAGCUCUUCUACAGCAACCCUCGCUUCCAUGGGCUGCGGUUCCCUACUGUAAACCACCCACAAACUUUGGAGCGGCGCUACCUGGGAAUCGUCGGCGGAGGCCUGCUGGACCUGUUGAAGAGUCUUCUUUUACUCAACCCCGCCGAGCGCUUCCUGACAGAGCAGAGCCUCAACCACCACGCCUUCCAGACCCUGAGGCUGGUGGAGCGGCCCGGGCCCCCCACGCCAACACCUGUGCGCUCGACCAAGAGGAAGCCUCACCAUGGCGACACCACACCCAGCAGGAGCCACGGCCUGAAGAGCUCCGGUAGCCACCGCUCCAGCAUACGCGACUGCUCCAGCUUGCCGCGCCACGAGGACCUCCACCCCAACAGCAACAGCGGCGAGAGCGGCGGCGGCGGCGGCGGCUUCCUCAACGGCAACCUGCCGGCACCGAUCAACCUGAGCCCUACGCUGCACCCCAAGAACUACCCGCCACAGAUGUUCAACCACUCGGCCUCCUGCGGCGUGGACCUGCCCCACCUGCUCAGCCCCGCCGAGGCCAACAAGGGCGACUUCGACGUCAGCCCGGGCCCCAAAGCCUCCGAUGGCCCCGGAGCCAAGUACCUGAAAUCCAACUUCCGCUCGCAGCAGCACCGUCACUCUUUCGUGGAGGGCAAGACCAGCACCCUCCAGUCAACGGAGAAGCACGGGCGCCACGGCUACACGGAGGCCCCCGGGCCCAAGUUCUCCUACCUGAACUUGUCCAAGAGCUACGGCACGCUCAGCGACGCCAAGUCGGUGGGCAACCUGAACGACGUGCACCUGUACGCCGACGAGCCGGCCGGCCGCUACUUCCCCUCCAGCUGCCUGGACCUCACGGCGCCGAGCAGCCCGGCGGUGCGGCGCUCGGACCGACGGGGGAGCACGCGCGCCGAGCGCGAAAGCAACACGCUGGACUCGUCCUACCGACGCUCGUCGGCCCGCCGCAAGGACUCGCCCGACGGCCCGGACCCCAACGAGGGCGGCGAGCGGAGCCACGCCCACUCCCUGUCGGCUCCGCGCGAGCCCUACGCUCAGGGCUACAGCAGCCCCUUCUCGUCGCAGCAGAGGCCUCACCGCCACUCCAUGUACGUGCGGCGGGAUCACCAGAGGACUCACGGGGGCGACGAAGGGCUGCUGGUGGGGCAGGGGGUGCCCACCCGGGCCAGCAGCCUGCAGCUGCUGUCGCCGCAGCUGCAACACCGCACGCUGCCUCGCCACUCGGCCUCCCGGGAGGAGGACAUGAGCCGGAGUGAUCAGGCCCCCACUGAGGCGGCCCCACUCGGCAGACCCCCAAUCAGGGACUCCACCAGGGACAACUUUCACAACCAGAGGCAAAAAAGCGAGGUGGGCCUCUACCACGAGCCUCAGGCCGACGACGGCGGCGGCGGCGGCGCCGCCUCCUCCAAGGAGAACCGCAACAUCUACAGCGAGUCCAUGCCCCGCAAGGUCGGAAGCUUCUACAGAGUCCCUUCUCCUCGGCCAGACAAUUCCUUCCACGACGGCCGCCCUCAGGUCCGAGGCUCGGCCAUGACGGGCGACGCCGGCGGCCUGGCCGCCCACUCCAAACGCCAGACGGCCUUUGACCCCUGGACGGGCCCUGACACGGUGGUGCUGAAUCCGGUCGAGCCUUCCAAGGAGAAAGAGAAGCAGGGUUUCUUCAGAGCAAUAAAGAAGAAGAAGAAAAAGCCUCAGAUGGUCCCCAGCGAGGAGGCGGUCCUGCAGAAGACGUCGCGCUCCCACCCGAGCGGUCGCCACCGCACCCGCGACAAGAGCCGAGAGCGCGAACGCGAGCGUGACAAGGAGUGGGCCGACAAGAUGGCCGACUCACACUCACCGAGCCAACCGCUCAAGUCGCUGCGCAAACUCCUGCACCUCUCCUCAUCCUCAUCCAAUCAGACGGCGGCGUCCGACAUGCGCUACCAGCCGCUGCCCAGCCCCGCCUCCGCACCCCAGGGGGCCUUCUCCGACGGCCGCGCCCACUCGGGGGUCAACACCCCGCAGGUAAAGAGCAGGCAGUCGGCCUACCCGCAGCUGGAACCGGGCUGGCACGCCGGCAACCCGUACCCCGAGCAGAUGGCCGUCAAAGGGGGCCAGAACGGGCAUGGCUUCGGGCGGCCCUCCAGGUCCCGCAUGGGCAACCUCAACGAUCUGAAAGAGACGGCGCUGUGAACCAAGGUCGAAAAGGAAGUACUGAACUCACUCACGCCCCCUAGGGUGGACUCCCCGACACUUCGCGACACCUUCCACCGCACAUAUACACUUUAUCCAUACGUAGACCUAGUACAUCCACUUUCUAUACACAUACACAUGCGUACAUGUACGUUACACACACGUUACAAUUGUGGAAAAAAAAAAAAAGGAUUGUGAGAAAAGUGAGAACACCCUGAAGUGAGAAUGUCCACAUUGGGCCCAAUUUUCAAUUUUCCCAACCCCUUGUAUCAUUUGACUCUUUAGUGUUCCAAAGUAGUCUGCAAUUGACGGAAUGAGGAGCAGGCUGUGUUAAAUUCGGUGACAUUUCGUAGAUAUUGUCCCAUGAAAUGAUAAAAUAUGAAGGGCGCAUAAACUUUUGUGAGAUACUUAGGACACGCACACCGAAACAUGCAUUUAAAAUGAGCAGUGGAGUGUGGAUCUGAUGGAAAGUGCACCGCUUGCAAACGGGAGGCCAAAAGCCUUCUUGUGUCUUACUUCAUGUUUUUUUUUAAAGGCUUCCAAUGUUUGAUGAACAUUAUAUAAUGAUGACAAUUUGAGUUUAAAAAAUAUAUAUAGAUAUAUAACUCAAGUGUAUUUUUAGUUUGAAUUGAGUAUGAGAAUUAUAUUUAAUCGUGACAGACGUGGUAUUUCUUUUACGGCAAAUCGCGUCGGCACGGUAACGUCACGUGACAUCAUUGAAAUGUAAGACACCCACACAAACAUCAGCUGGGUUGACAAUCUGUUUCAACAACUUAGGGAUUUGUCCUAAUUUUUAACGCGUUACUGUGCUCUUUAGUAUUAUGAUUAUUUUCAAAAAGUACAAUAUUGUUUGCAAAAUAGCUUAGCGGGAACUCUCAAAGUUGCCAUGAAGGUGUCCUCUCUGUAAAUUCUACCCGGCGACAAGAUGUGUUGGAGAAAGAAUGUGUAUUAUAUUAAUACUACUAAAGUGGGAGAUUUUGUCAUCUGCUCUUUCUUCUCACACACACACACACACACGCACACACUCAUUUGUUUACAGGCGGGUCAAAGCAAACACAGUGUUACAUUUGGGAUUUUGUUACACAUUUGUAGGCUAGUCCGUCAUGUUUUUUCCUCCCCCUGCAACAAACAAACGUGGAAUAUUCAUGUUUACAUAUGGAACACGAAAGCUCAAAUAAAUAGCAAACUGGUUACAUUUGA